AUGGGCUCAUCAUCAACCUCCCCAAGUUCAUGUGCCUCUUUUCCAUCAGCUGAAUCACCAGUUCCUCCUCGUUACAAGUACGAUGUGUUUCUGAGUUUCAGGGGUGAAGACACUCGGAAGGGAAUUAUAUUCAAUUUAUACUAUGAACUGCAAGGGACAGGACGCAUUAAAACAUUCAAGGAUGAUGAAGGGCUUGAAAUCGGGAUGCCUAUUUCUCCAAAUCUCUUGAGAGCAAUCGAAGAAUCAAGAUUUGUGAUAGUUGUUCUCUCACCAAAUUAUGCUUCCUCUACAUGGUGCUUGGAAGAACUUGUAAAUAUCUUUCGAUGCAUGGAAGGCAAAGACAGAAUUCUACCACUCUUUUAUUACGUGAAUCCCUCUGAUGUACGGAAGCAAAGGGGUAGUUUUGGAGUAGCAUUAUCUCAACUUGAAGAAAAUUGCUCGCAAGACCCUGAGAGGGUGAAGCAAUGGAGAAUUGCCUUAGGGAAAGUGGGCAGUCUCUCUGGGUGGGAUAUAAGGAAUUUUAGCUCUGAAAGAGAUCUUGUCAAACACAUUGUGGGAUUUGUGUGCAGUAAAGUACCUAAAGUGCCACGACCCGUCGACUCUACAGCAUCCGCUGUUCAUCAAUUGAUGGAGUCCAAAAGACAUGUCAUGGAUGAGAGUUUAGAAGAAUUCGAGGAAGAACACUUCUCAGUUGGGCCGUAUGGAUCAAACAAAGGAGGGGAGAGUUUCGAUGAUGGUAGUUACUCCACGGUGAGACAGUUGGUGUUAUGUUAUGAUAAAUAUCGGAUUUACUACAUCCAGAUUCAAUAUGAUUGUGACGGGAUUCCAAUGUGGUCAGACAAGCACGGUGAUUUCGACAACGAUGAAAUUACAACCACAGUCACCCUUGAUUAUCCAGACGAAUUUUUGACAGCCAUGAAUGGCUAUCAUGAAAGACUUCAGUUGUUGCCAACCCAGAUCAGCUCACUUACUUUCAAGAGUAACAAAAAGAUUUAUGGACCAUUUGGAAGUAGAUUAGCUGGAAUUAAUUUUUCAAUCCGAGUGCCCAAGAGUAAGAUUGUUGGGUUUCAUGGCAGGUCCAGCAACAGCUCUGGACUACGUGCAAUAGGAGCUCAUCUAAAGUCUCUUGAUUGUUAAGUAUCAGAAUAGGCAAUUAUGAUCAAUUACCGUUUGAUAAAAAUCUAAAGGUAGAAAACAAAACAAUUUAACUUUAAAAUAAUACUUCUCACUUUUAGAUUUAUAUCUAACGGUGAUUGACCAUAAUUUGUUUGGUCACCUAGGUGACCAUGUGAACACCACUGUCAGAAAAUGUUUGUUAGCCGUGGGUAAGAGCAUAGGAGGUGUAAUAAUAUAUAUUGCUCUCAGAAAAUUCAAUGGAUUCCAUUUUUU
Fragaria vesca subsp. vesca is the source of this 1389-nucleotide messenger RNA. RefSeq names its product protein SUPPRESSOR OF npr1-1, CONSTITUTIVE 1-like. The record is from RefSeq and is a predicted model, not a curated record. Gene Ontology annotation, molecular function: carbohydrate binding. The transcript has 4 exons. Bases 1 to 1137 code for a protein of 378 amino acids. NCBI's taxonomy places the organism in Eukaryota, Viridiplantae, Streptophyta, Magnoliopsida, Rosales, Rosaceae. Gene Ontology annotation, biological process: signal transduction.